Messenger RNA from Humulus lupulus (European hop), 624 nucleotides. RefSeq lists its product as uncharacterized. Lineage: Eukaryota; Viridiplantae; Streptophyta; Magnoliopsida; Rosales; Cannabaceae. The coding region runs from base 1 to 624 and encodes 207 amino acids. The record is from RefSeq and is a predicted model, not a curated record. The transcript is spliced from 2 exons.
AUGGCAAAUCGAGCUCAAAGGAACUUGCCAGGCACUACUGAAGUGAAUCCAAAGCGAAAUCUUAAUGAACAAUGUCAAGCUAUUACCUUGAGGAGCGGAACGGUGUAUGAGGGACCAAGUAUAGAGAAGAAAGUUAAGCAGAAGCAGGAUCAACAGGCACCUAUCACAAAGAACAAGCAGAAAAGGGGUAAAGUUGAAGAAGAGGCUAAUGAGAACCUUGAGAAAAAGCAGCCAGAAAUAAGCAUAGAUCACCAUAUAAAGAUCCCAUAUCCUCGGAGGCUUCAAAAGAAUAAGCUUUACAAGCAGUUUUCUAAAUUUUUGGAUAUCUUUCAAAAGCUACACAUCAACAUUUCUUUUGCCGAAGCACUUGAACAGAUGCCGAGUUAUGUGAAAGUUGAUGUGGUGGAAAGUAAGGGUGAUACGCUGAAAUUUACUAAGAAGAAAUCUAUGGUUGACGGUGGAAAGCGAACAAUUCGUCAUAAAGUGAAAAAUAUCUUUAGUGAGAAAGCUCGAUUGUCUCAUGAGCGGUGGAAAGUUCCAAAAAUGUGCAAUAUCAAGAAACGGGCAUCUAAUCAUGAUACUAUGGCUCUUAAGGACAUGAUGGGUGGUUUGGAUCCGAGUUGA